Mycena citricolor is the source of this 858-nucleotide messenger RNA. Lineage: Eukaryota; Fungi; Basidiomycota; Agaricomycetes; Agaricales; Mycenaceae. The record is from the annotation of a GenBank genome assembly.
AUGAUUUUGUACCGAUUCCCAUCUUUGUUUGGGAGUCCCUCUCCUCCCCCCAUCAUACCCUCGUCACCUGAUCUGGCGCAUCAAGAUCAGCCCGGCCCCUCUACCCCUUAUCUUGCACUCCUGCCCCCUGAGAUUCCAGACCUAGAGGAACUCCCCUUUGAAAGUGAGUCCUCUCCCAAACUCACCCGUCCAACCACUCCCGCUUGUACCAUGAUGGGACAUUGCAUUACCCUUGUCGCCAACCCUCCUUACUUCAAUGGCAACAAGUCCAAAUAUCUAGGCUUUGCAGACUUGCGCACCACCUACAUUGGUGCCUACUGUUCUGAAUUCUUGGAGGACUUAACAAAAAUACUCUUUGUCCUCUCCUACCUUUGCAACAAGGCGGGCAAAAGCUGCACCGCUUCAAGAUGGGCAAUCAACUGGAAGCAUCACAACUCUGAGGGUUUCCAGGGACUGAAGGCCGAAGUCACCAUGAAGACCUUCUUGGAGGAGCUUCAGAGGGCCUUUGGAGAUUCCAAUGCAGAGCAGGUUGCUGUUGCCCAACUCAUAGCCCUUUGCAAGGGCAGACGGUCCUUUGCAGACUAUAUCUUGGACUUGAAAAUGUUGGCUGCAGACACAGGGUACAACAUGGUCACCGCCACCAACAACCAGGGUAAACACAAAAAGGGGGAUCAAGAUAACAUCCUCAUCAAGUUCCUUGAGUGUGGGCUCAGCAGCGAGAUUGCGAGCCGCUUUUACAACACCAGUGUUCCCCUGCUCAAGGCAUAUGGCACCUUCAAGGACUGGUGCAUCAACAUCGAGGUGAACACACUACGCAACCAACUGUGCAAAGCAUCGUACGGACACGCUGCCCUGUAA